Messenger RNA from Jatropha curcas, 1906 nucleotides. RefSeq names its product 2-oxoglutarate-dependent dioxygenase family protein. Gene Ontology annotation, biological process: oxidative RNA demethylation. Gene Ontology annotation, molecular function: oxidative RNA demethylase activity; ferrous iron binding; broad specificity oxidative DNA demethylase activity. Gene Ontology annotation, cellular component: cytoplasm. The record is from RefSeq and is a predicted model, not a curated record. Lineage: Eukaryota; Viridiplantae; Streptophyta; Magnoliopsida; Malpighiales; Euphorbiaceae.
GACAUGACAUUUUUGUGUUUGCCUUGUUCAUUGGGAAUCUAAAAGAUGAAGAACCAGUGAUGAGGUACUUGAAAAGCCCACAAAGACUCUUCCUUUCCCUUCUCGUUCUUUAGAACUCUCACUUUAACUCUUCGUCUCAAUCUCAUUGUACGACCUUCAAAUCUUUGAAUCGUCUGGCUCUCUUUUCGUUUCCUUUGUAAUUCCAAGUUCAAGUUAUUAACCUUUUCUAUUUUCCCCGCCAAAUUUAACUUCUAUUCUGCGCCACAUCGAUCAUGAAUCGCGGCCGUGGUCGAGACAGCGACGGUUCUUCGAGUCGAGGAGGGCGAUCGUCACGGUUCGCUCAUCAUCAUUCUCAUCGCAACCGCCAUACGAAUGAUGCAGAUGGGGCCUUUUCUGUUGACACCUCUAGCAGAAGGGAUGGAAUGUCAAGAGGCAGAUGGGGAAAUGUGCAUCCUAUUUCACCUGGUAGUUUUCCUAGGCGUUCUAAUCAUAGAACUACCCAGGUUUUUGAGUAUCGGCAAAAGAAGCUUUCAGAGGAUGGCCUUUCCUAUUCAGAAAGUCUCCAGCAGGAUCAAAAUGCUUUUAAUGUUAGUGAUUCUGAGCCAAAACCACAACAACUGGAACCUUUUGUGGCUUCAGAUUCUGCCUCUUCUUUGUCUGCCUUUUCUAGUCCUGGCAAUAUAAAGUUUGAUGUAUCAAAAUCAGAGCGAGCUACGAAUGGGAGUAUGUUACCCUUUGAUAUCAAAGGCAAAGCAAAUACUGCUCAGUCUCAGCUAUCCUUGCAGUCUGGUGCCAUAAUCCAGCCGUUCCAAGAGCAGCAAGCUAAGAUUACUGAAUCUGCCAGUGGUUCAGGGCACGCAGAGCAUUUUCCAGUGAUUGAGCCUUUUGACAUUUGCCUGCCCAAGACUGGAGGUCCUGUAAUGCUAAAAUCUUCUUUGUUUGAUAUGAAUAGAAAAAAGAGGAACGAGAGCAUUUGUGCUUUAGAAGGACAGGAACAGAUAUUAAAACCAGGGAUGGUUCUUCUGAAGGGAUUCUUAUCCACAGAUGAUCAGGUUAAAAUUGUAAAGCGUUGCGCGGACCUUGGGCUAGGGCCUGGAGGUUUCUACGAACCUGGUUACCGUGAUGGUGCAAAACUGCAUUUGAAAAUGAUGUGCCUUGGUAAAAAUUGGGAUCCUGAUAAAAGUAUGUAUGGUGAGCGACGCCCAAUUGAUGAUUCUAAACCACCAGAUAUUCCUCCUGAGUUUCAUCGGUUGGUUGAGAAAGUUCUGAAACACUCCCAUGCUCCCAUGGAAAAAAAUUCUAAAACCAGCAGUAAGGAAGAUAUUCCGUGGAUGGUCCCAGAUUUAUGUAUUGUGAAUUUUUACUCAUCAAGUGGGCGGCUUGGUCUACAUCAGGACAAAGAUGAAAGUGAAGAAAGUCUAAAUAAAGGAUUGCCUGUGGUUUCUUUUUCUAUUGGAGAUGCAGGGGAAUUCUUGUAUUCUGACAAUAGGGAUGAAAAGAAUGCUGCAAAAGUUCUACUGGAAUCAGGAGAUGUUCUGAUAUUUGGUGGGAAGUCUAGACAUAUAUUUCAUGGAGUACAUUCUGUCAAACAAAACACAGCGCCCAAGUCUCUGCUUGAAGCAACCAAUCUUCGCCCAGGACGUCUAAAUCUGACCUUCAGAAAGUAUUGAAAAUCUUAGAUGUACUUCAAGUUGUUUCGAGUGAUUGUAAAUGCAUGCUUAUGGAUUUUCUCCCCACUUUUGCUGCAAAGCAUGUAAUACUCAUGGAUAGUGACUGAAGAUGCAAUGCACUUUUUGUCUAGUAUAUACAAGAGUAGCAUGAUAUAUUAAUGACAUGAAGUUAAGUGACUGAUGUUAGCUGCUGUAUACUAUGUGAUUUAAUGGAGGUUAUUAUUUCCUUGAUCGCA